AUGAGUGAAGAGCAGGAAGUAACUGCUGAAGAACAACAACCACUUGUGGUUCAAAAAGUUCAAGAACAAUACCCCGAUGCGAUUCUUGACGUUUCUGACGCACGAGGCGAACUGACAAUUACGGUGCGUAAAGAUGCCAUCUAUGAGUUGAUGGCGUUCUUGAAAAACGACUCGGAACUCGCAUAUAAUUUUCUUGCUGAUGUCACAGCGGUUGAUUAUUCUUUGAUGGAAGAUGUUCUGAUGAAAUACGACUACGCACGGUUCACUGUCGUCUACCAUCUGCUUUCAACAGAAAAGAAAGAACGUUUGCGUGUCAAGGUUCCCGUCCAUGAAAAAGAACUCAGCAUCCCAUCAAUGACAUCAAUCUGGAAGGUGGCGAAUUGGCUAGAGCGCGAAACAUACGAUAUGUUCGGGAUCACCUUUGAGGAGCAUCCAGAUCUCCGCCGAAUCCUGAUGCCCGAUGAUUAUGAAGGGCACCCACUUCGUAAGGAUUAUCCCCUGCGUGGUCGGGGGGAACGUGAGACUUUUAACUUUGAAGAACAGAAUGUGUAA
This is a messenger RNA of Geodia barretti, 552 nucleotides long. NCBI's taxonomy places the organism in Eukaryota, Metazoa, Porifera, Demospongiae, Tetractinellida, Geodiidae. The record is from the annotation of a GenBank genome assembly.